Molecule: messenger RNA, 2108 nt
Organism: Mesoplodon densirostris (Blainville's beaked whale)
Lineage: Eukaryota; Metazoa; Chordata; Mammalia; Artiodactyla; Ziphiidae
Product: eukaryotic translation initiation factor 2D
Exons: 16
Coding region: 144-1973 (609 amino acids)
Biological process (GO): formation of translation preinitiation complex; translational initiation
Molecular function (GO): translation initiation factor activity; RNA binding
Source: RefSeq, a predicted model, not a curated record
GUUUCCAGCCGGGCCCUUUUCCCAGCCGGGCCCAAGCAUGGCUGCCCCCAGGACUGCGGGUUGGGAAGCUGCCGUGCUCGCGCUUUCCUGACAGUCCCUGGCUGCUGUGGUCUCCUUCUCUUCCCCAGGCCCCUCCAGCAGACAUGUUUGCCAAGGCCUUUCGGGUCAAGUCCAACACGGCCAUCAAGGGGUCGGAGAGGAGGAAGCUUCGGGCCGAUGUGACAGCUGUUUUCCCCACUCUUGGAACGGAUCAGGUCUCUGAGGUAGUACCUGGAAAGGAAGAACUCAACAUUGUGAAGUUGUAUGCUCACAGAGGGGAUGCAGUGACUGUGUACGUGAGUGGUGGUAACCCCAUCCUAUUUGAACUGGAGAAAAAUCUAUAUCCGACAGUGUACACCCUGUGGUCUUAUCCUGAUCUUCUAGCAACAUUUACAACAUGGCCCCUGGUGCUUGAAAAACUGGUGGGGGGAGCAGAUUUGAUGCUGCCAGGGCUAGUGGUGCCCCCUGCUGGUCUGCCUCAGGUACAGAAGGGUGACCUCUGUGCCAUUGCCUUGGUGGGGAACAGAGCCCCCGUUGCCAUCGGAGUUGCUGCCAUGUCCACAGCCGAGAUGCUGACCUCAGGUCUGAAGGGAAGGGGCUUUUCUGUGCUCCACACCUACCAGGACCACUUGUGUUCCACGUUUAGGAUCUCCUCCUCAUUACGGAACUUGCGCUUUCUCACUGUGACGGUUGCUCUCUGGAUCUGUAUGCGAUCUGGAGACAAGUCCUCUCCACCAUCCAUUGCUCCACUGGCCCUGGAUCCCCCAGAUCUCAGUGAAGAGAAGGGGUCUGUCCAGGCAGACACCACCUUGCAGGGAGACAUGAGGCGCCUGACCCUGGAGGGAGAGGAGGAGGAGGGGGAGGUUCAGCAGAGGUGUGGGGAGAAGUCCCCGUCGGAAGCUACAGAAGACCCCAGUGUCGGGGGCCUGAGCCCAGAGCUCACGGACAGCAAGACCCUUCAAGAGCAAAUGGACGAACUGUUGCAGAGAUGCUUCUUGCGUGCUUUGAAGUACCGCGUCAAAAAGGCUGACCUCCCUUUACUCACCAGCACUCUCCUGGGCAGCCACAUGUUCUCCUGCUGCCCCGAAGGACGACAACUGGACAUAAAGAAGUCAAGCUACAAAAAGCUCUCUAAGUUCCUGCAGCACAUGCAGCAGGAGCAGAUUAUACAGGUGCAGGAGCUGAGCAAAGGGGUGGAGAGCAUUGUGGCUGUGGACUGGAAGCACCCGAGGAUCACAUCUCUCGUCAUACCCGAGCCCUCCCCGACCUCCCAGACAAUCCAGGAGGGUAGCAGGGAACAGCCCUAUCACCCUCCAGAUAUAAAAUCCCUCUACUGUGUCCCAGCCAGCAUGACCCUGCUCUUCCAGGAGUCUGGCCACAAGAAGGGGAGCAUCCUCGAGGGCAGUGAGGUCCGAACAAUCGUCAUCAACUACGCCAAGAAAAAUGACCUGGUUGAUGCAGACAACAAAAAUCUUGUGAAAUUGGAUCCCAUCCUAUGUGACUGCAUCUUAGAGAAAGGUGAACAGCACACAGUCAUGAAGCUUCCAUGGGACAGUCUCCUGAACAGAUGUUUGGAAAAACUGCAGCCUGCCUAUCAAGUGACCUUUCCGGGACAGGAGCCCAUUGUGAAGAAAGGCAAAAUCUGCCCAAUUGAAAUCACCCUAGCACAGAGAGCUUCUAACAAAAAGGUGACUGUGGUCCGGAACUUGGAGGCCUAUGGUCUGGACCCAUGCUCAGUGGCUACCAUCCUCCAGCAGCGAUGCCAGGCUAGCACUACUGUCACUCCUGCCCCUGGGACCAAGGACAUCCUGCAGGUUCAGAUCCAGGGAAAUCAGAUCCACCACCUCGGCCGGCUGUUGCUUGAAGAGUAUCGGCUUCCUCGAAAACACAUCCAGGGCCUGGAAAAGGCCCCCAAACCUGGCAAGAAGAAGUGACAGACUCUUGUUUCAUGUGGUUGAUCCAGAGGAAAUCCAAGCUGUGGGCUGGUAAUUUAUAUGAGUAUUUUCUGCUUUUGCAAAUUAAAAAAAUAUAUAAUUCUUUACCAAAAUAAAUUUUUAUUCUAAUCUAAA